GCCGGGAUCAACCGCGGCUGACAAGGCGCCGCCCGCACCGCCCCGGCUGCGCCACCGCCCCGGACUGUUCCGGCGCGGCGAGGCCGCCCUCCUUGGCACCCCCGGGUGGGGCAGGUCGAGCCCGGUGCGCUAUCCCUUUAAGCCCGGGCGAGAUGGGAGCUGUCAGCGACAACCGAGGCUAGAGCGGGACGUCGCCACCCGCCAGGCCAGAGGCAGGAGCCGCGGAGCGAGCGGAGAGCGGAGGUGGCGGCGGAGCCGGGCGCGGCAGGUCCCCUCGCCGCCCGCUGAGCUCUCCAACUCUGGGCCCGGCAAGGCGGGCGGCGCCCAGUGCAAUGCGGAGAAUGUGAGAGGCAGCGCAGGGCGGGCGGUGGGGAGGAGGGGGCGCGAGAGAGGGCGGCGGCAGGAUAGACGGAGAGACAGCGGGAGAGAGAAAGGACAGGGAACAGGGAGCAGGUGGAAGAAAACAGAAGAGAUAAAAGGAGAGGCAAGGACAGGAAAGGGGGGGCAGAAAGGGGUGAGAGAACACGCGGCACGGGCGGCGGCGCAGGCGAGGAGGAGGGGGCCGGCUUCUUCGGGUGGGAGCGCCGGAAGCCGGAGUUGGGCGCCCCGGCCGGGGUUCGGGAGGCGAGUGCGGCCGGGCCGGACAUGGUGGGGGAGCGGGGAAGCCGGAGGGGCCCCCUCUGGAAGCGACGGGGGACCUGAGGCGGGCCCGCCGGGAAAGGGACGCAGGGCCAGUCCAUAGGCCCCGCGGGCCGCGCUCCGGGGUCUCCGGCGGGCCGGGGCAAGGGGGCCUUUGUGAGCGCCCCAGGAGUGCGGAGCCGGGUGUGCGGCGGCGGGGAUGUGUGCGCGCCCGGGGCUGCGCGUGUGUGUGCGAGUGUGAGCGCCCGGGUGGGUGGGAGCGCGCGUUAGGGAUUCUGCUGGCAUCGCAGCGUGGAGAGCAGGAGGCAGGAGUGGGGCGCGCAGGGGAGCGCGGGGCCCUCCCGCGCACACGCACACGCCGCGCGCGCACACACAUACACACACGCACACGCCCUCCUUGCCUCGCUCGCUGCCGCUGCCACCAUCUCGGAGCCGAGCCCUGCGGAGCGGGAACCCGAGCCGGAGCGGGAACCGGAGUGGAGCAGAGCCGAGCCGGGGAAUGCGGGCCCGGAGCGGAGCGGCGCGCAAAGUGCGCGCCCGGGACGCCUCCUGUGCCCACAGGCCGUGAGGCUCCGCUGCCUACAGGCAAAGAGGGCUACUGAGUCAAUCCCAGGCUGACCCCAGCCCACUUGCAUUUCCCAAACGCCCGCCUGACCUGAGGUGGUCCUGCUCUUCCUCUCCAGCCUCCCGCACCUCCCAGGACUCAGGCUUGCCUGCCCCUCCACCUCGGAUCACUCUGGGAGUCUCUACACGGACUGGUCUCGGUUUACCCAUCAGCUUGGGGAUCCCAUGGCCAUGUCCUCGCUGCCUUGAGUCUGUGAGGCCAUACAGCCUCCCACCUGCGUCUACAGGGCUCUGUCCCAGUGCAGCCCCUGGACCUGCUCCCAAGCCCACCCCUCAGCCCAGCCUGGGGACUCUGCAAGCUUUAGGACUCAGAGGGGCACAGUAGCAGUCACGUGCAUGCUGGGACUGCGACUGAGAGGCUGCUGCUCCCCGGGCCCCCAGACACUGAUCUGUUUGCCUCCCGGCGCCGUCUGACCCAGGUGAGCGAGAGGAUGCUGGCGGGGGGCGCGAGGAGCAUGCCCAGCCCCCUCCUGGCCUGCUGGCAGCCCAUCCUCCUGCUGGUGCUGGGCUCGGUGCUGUCAGGUUCAGCCACCGGCUGCCCGCCACGCUGCGAGUGCUCGGCACAGGACCGCGCGGUGCUCUGCCAUCGCAAACGCUUCGUGGCAGUCCCCGAGGGCAUCCCCACCGAGACCCGCCUGCUGGACCUGGGCAAGAACCGCAUCAAGACGCUCAACCAGGACGAGUUCGCCAGCUUCCCACACCUGGAAGAGCUGGAGCUCAACGAGAACAUCGUGAGCGCUGUGGAGCCCGGCGCCUUCAACAACCUCUUCAGCCUUCGGACGCUGGGGCUGCGCAGCAACCGGCUGAAGCUCAUCCCGCUGGGCGUGUUCACGGGCCUCAGCAACCUGACCAAGCUGGACAUCAGCGAGAACAAGAUCGUCAUCCUGCUGGACUACAUGUUCCAGGACCUGUACAACCUCAAGUCGCUGGAGGUGGGCGACAACGACCUCGUCUAUAUCUCUCAUCGCGCCUUCAGCGGCCUCAACAGCCUGGAGCGGCUGACGCUGGAGAAGUGUAACCUGACCUCCAUCCCCACAGAGGCGCUGUCACACCUGCACAGUCUCAUCGUCCUCCGGCUCCGGCAUCUCAGCAUCAAUGCCAUCCGGGACUACUCCUUCAAGAGGCUGUACCGGCUCAAGGUCUUAGAAAUCUCGCAUUGGCCCUACCUGGACACCAUGACCCCCAACUGCCUCUAUGGCCUCAACCUGACCUCCUUGUCCAUCACGCACUGCAACCUGACCUCCGUGCCCUACCUGGCUGUGCGCCACCUGGUCUAUCUCCGCUUCCUCAACCUCUCCUACAACCCCAUCAGCGCCAUCGAGGGUUCCAUGUUGCAUGAGCUGCUGCGGCUGCAGGAGCUCCAGCUGGUGGGCGGGCAGCUGGCCGUCGUGGAGCCCUAUGCCUUCCGCGGCCUCAACUAUCUGCGUGUGCUCAACGUCUCGGGCAACCAGCUGACUACUCUGGAGGAGUCGGCCUUCCACUCGGUGGGCAACCUGGAGACGCUCAUCCUGGACUCCAACCCGCUGGCCUGUGACUGUCGGCUGCUGUGGGUCUUCCGGCGCCGCUGGCGGCUCAACUUCAACCGGCAGCAGCCCACAUGUGCCACGCCCGAGUUCGUCCAGGGCAAGGAGUUCAAGGACUUUCCUGACGUGCUCCUGCCCAACUACUUCACCUGCCGCCGCGCCCGCAUCCGGGACCGCAAAGCCCAGCAGGUGUUCGUGGAUGAGGGCCACACAGUGCAGUUCGUGUGCAGGGCAGAUGGCGACCCACCACCUGCCAUCCUCUGGCUGUCGCCCCGCAAGCACCUGGUCUCGGCCAAGAGCAACGGGCGGCUCACCGUCUUUCCCGAUGGCACGCUGGAGGUGCGCUACGCCCAGGUGCAGGACAACGGCACGUACCUGUGCAUCGCAGCCAAUGCUGGGGGCAACGACUCCAUGCCCGCCCACCUGCACGUGCGCAGCUACUCGCCUGACUGGCCCCAUCAGCCCAACAAGACCUUCGCUUUCAUCUCCAACCAGCCGGGUGAGGGAGAGGCCAACAGCACCCGAGCCACCGUGCCUUUCCCCUUCGACAUCAAGACCCUCAUCAUCGCCACCACCAUGGGCUUCAUCUCCUUCCUGGGUGUCGUCCUCUUCUGCCUGGUGCUGCUGUUCCUCUGGAGCCGGGGCAAGGGAAACACGAAGCACAACAUCGAGAUUGAGUACGUGCCCCGCAAGUCGGACGCGGGUAUCAGCUCCGCCGAUGCACCCCGCAAGUUCAACAUGAAGAUGAUCUGAGGAUGGGGCAGGGGAGCAGGGACCCCCGGGGCAGGCCGGGCAGGGGAAGGGACCUGGCUGCUGUGCUCACUCCUUGGGCCCUCCCGCCUCCCCUUGCCGCCCUGGCCCUACACACAUACACACACAAACGCACACACACCCUGUUCCCUGCGGCUCCCCUCCUCCGCCCCCUCCGCUGGCCCUCACCACUUGCCCUCUGCCUACCAGGACCUCUGCAGGCCAGGCCUGGGGAUCCCACCUGCACAGGGGCACACGUUGACAGACUGGAGUCGGAAGCCGACAGACCGACACGUGGCACAGUCAAUAAUUCAAUUAAAAAAAAAAGUUACGAACUUCCUCUGUAACUUGGGUUUCAAUAAUUAUGGAUUUUUAUGAAAACUUGAAAUAAUAAAAAGAGAAAAAAAAACUAUUUCCUAUAGCUAGUCGGAAUGCAAACUUUUGACGUCCUGAUUGCUCCAGGGCCCUCUUCCAACUCAGUUUCUUGUUUUUCUCUUCCUCCUCCUCCCCCACCCCCCCGCUUUCUCCUCCUCUUCCUCCUUUCUCUUCUCUUCCCCUAUGGGGAGGGAUCACUCAGGAAAACAGGAAAGGAGGCUCCGGCCCCACCUGCCCGGGCAGCUGACAGGAGUAGGCAGGGGAGGCAGGUGCGGGCUGGCUCUGGGCUGGCCAUUUGCAGGUAGCAGGUGGAGGAGAGAUAGGGCUGCCUGAUGGGGGUGGAGGCUGUUGGCCAAGAUGCCAGGAAGCACUACUGCCAGGGGUCGGGGGCCUGGCUCGUGUGUGGCUGAGACUCUGGACAGGGGCUGGGGUCCUCCUGGAGGACAGCAUAGUCGGUGGAGAGAGCCAGGGGCUGGAGGCGGGACCGAGGCCUAACCUCUGGUCCCAGCUCUGUCGCUGACCUACUGUGUGGCUUCAGACAGGUCACUGACCCUCUCUGGGCCUCAGUCUCCACAUUGUACAAAUGGAAAACGUGACUCCCCGCCCUGCCUACCUCACAGGGCUGUUGUGAGGAAUUGAUGAGAUGAUGUAUGUGAAACACUUUGUAACCUGUAAAGCGCUGUGCACAUGUG
Molecule: messenger RNA, 4603 nt
Organism: Lutra lutra (Eurasian river otter)
Lineage: Eukaryota; Metazoa; Chordata; Mammalia; Carnivora; Mustelidae
Gene: LINGO1
Product: leucine rich repeat and Ig domain containing 1
Exons: 6
Coding region: 1695-3539 (614 amino acids)
Cellular component (GO): extracellular matrix
Molecular function (GO): protein binding
Source: RefSeq, a predicted model, not a curated record